This is a messenger RNA of Hylaeus volcanicus, 2301 nucleotides long. Its product is annotated as M-phase phosphoprotein 6-like. Gene Ontology annotation, biological process: maturation of 5.8S rRNA. Bases 1132 to 1599 code for a protein of 155 amino acids. The transcript has 3 exons. The record is from RefSeq and is a predicted model, not a curated record. Lineage: Eukaryota; Metazoa; Arthropoda; Insecta; Hymenoptera; Colletidae.
UGUAAUAAUCAUUUUAUCAUCAUUUCCCUAUACAUAUGUAUUUUAGCGUGUUAUCUUCUAACAAUUCCCCAUAUUCCAAAAUAAUUUUAAUGUAAAAAUUAAAUACAAGUAUAACAUAGUUUUAUAAAUAUGUUGCUUAUUUCCCAUUAUUAAAUUUAUAUUUAUAGAUACAAUAUACAGAUAACAAUAUACAGACAAUAUAGAGUUCUCUUGCAAUGCGAAUAGUAAAACGCUACAAGGUUUGGGCCGAUAUAUCGACCCCCGGCACUGAAAGAGUUAAAAGAAAAAUGUAUGACGGCGGGCAUUUUUUAAACUUACUACGAUACUGAACCAUACUGAAAAACGUCUUUAGACUACUGGCACAACACCGCAGCAGAGACGACAGCAGCGCUGCAGUGGACAGCGCGAUAGCGAAGCAGCCAUAUUGUCAUACAAAUUUUUUGCCAGCUAUCUAGUAGUUCUCCUACUGUCCGUUGGUGGUGCUAGCUUACUAUAUAGUAGUUCACCUCCUCCCCGUUAGUGGCGCUAGUUUACCUCCUGCGCACCCUUAAGGGGAGUUUUUUCUUUUCAUUUUUUAUCAUCAGCAAGACCUGAGGGACCCCCCAUUGGGGGGCUGGUUUUCUUCAAACUCAGCUGGAACGCUUCUUUUUUCACUAAAGUUUGAAAUUCCGCAGUAACCGCUACUGACCCCCACCCCUCACUUCACUCCUUGGAAAACCUUUUCUAUUUAGAGAUCGAUGGCUCUCUCUGACUAGGGAAAAAACCCUACUCCACCAACUUUCCCACCGUCAUUCGCACUUUUUAACAAAAAUUUUCCUUCUCGAAACGGUUUUACUCCCGGUAAUCGAAAAAUUAGUCGGCACGAUCUCAACUCGAGUCUGCCUCGAACGGCCUCGGAACCGGAAGUGUGUACAUGUAGAAUUGAGAUAUGAAAUUCACUGAAAUUUCGCAUCUAUAAAAGUACUCACUCCAUGGUGUGGCUCUGUUGUAGUCACAUGCUUUUGUUUUUGCCCCUACCAGCCAGUAUCAGAGUAUCACAGUGUCGUCAGUAACAAAAAAGUAAUAAUUGUUACGUGCACUUUCACUUGAAGAUAUUUCAAAAUUUAGUAGCAACAAUUACUUUUAGAAUAUAUGCUUUACAAGAGUACAAUGCAUUCAAAUAAAUCAAAAUUAUCCAAAAGUAUCUUGGAGAUGAAGUUUAUGAAACGGACUAAAGAGAAAGUAGAAAAGGAACAGUUUCAAGAAGAAGGCGAAGAAUAUUUCGGAAAUGAAUUGACAGAACGUAUGAAGAAAGUACUAGACAGAUUCAUCACUGAACCUAGUUAUGUCUUCUGUGAGAAAUUAAUUGAAGGUAGACUAAGUUUCCAAGGUAUGAAUCCUGAAAUAGAAAAACUAAUGGAAGCAGAACAGAACAAUAAAUGCACGUCAUUGGAUGUAAAAAAAGAAACAGAUGUUUCAGAUGAACAAAUGGCAGAACGCUAUAAAGGAUUCAACAAAAAUGUAAAACGUGAAUAUAAAUAUGAGAAACUUUUAGAAAAAAAUAAUGAUGAAUAUAAACCAAUACCAAAGAAACAAAAGUUUUUGAAACCUCAAGAUUAGUAUUAAAUGAAAAUUGUUUAUAUAUUUAUUCAAAAUGUACUACAAAUAGGCUAACUUAAUAUUUUUACAAUUUUAGAUAAUAAAGAAAAAUGUUAGUUACGAAAGUUACAUUACUUGGAAGGAGACAUAAUUAUGAUAGCAAUAGUUUCUUUGCAGAUGAAGGUGUCGAGGAAAUUUAAUUGCCAAUUUCAUUCUUUUAAAUGGAGUGUUCAAUUUUUAUAUCAAAAUUAGGUAGAGUAAUAAAUUUUCAAAGUAAAAAAAUUAAGGUAAUCUAUCCCAAAAUUAAUAGGUUUUGAGAUUUUUAACUUAUAAAAUAAUAUUUAAACUGUUGUUUGCUGUUCAUUUGUAUUAGAAAUAAUGUACAUGUGAUAUAGCUGUUCAAAGAUUAUAAUUCUAUUAUAAUUCAGUAGCUAAUUAUCCCAGAAGCAUAACUUUUAUAAGCAAUAUUACUUCCUGUUAUAAAAAAUAUCAAAAACGGAAAAUGGCCUGUUUUGAGUGCUACACUUUAUAUUUUUUAACAUAGGUUUUUUUUAUACUAAAUGUAUGUGUUUAACUUAAUGAUAUCCAAAUAUGUAAAAUGCCGUUGGUUCAUUAUUCAAUGUAUAAUGCAGUGCCAGAAACUAUUUAUUUAAUAAUGGUUAUUUAAUGUAAUCCCAAAACUGAUUACAUAAUGUGCAAAUAUAAAGGAUUUAUAUUUCUGUA